ACCCGCUUUUGUCUUAAGGAGAGCAUCUGUCGGCGAGAGGCACUUUCAGCAGUAGGGGAAACGAGCCGGAGUCAUGAACGGAACGGAGGGUCCCAAUUUCUAUGUCCCCAUGUCCAACAGGACGGGGGUGGUGCGCAGCCCCUUUGAGUACCCCCAGUACUACCUGGCAGAGCCCUGGAAGUACUCCUUGCUGGCCGCAUACAUAUUCUUCCUAAUCAUCACGGCUUUCCCCAUAAACUUCCUCACCCUGUACGUGACCGUCCAGCACAAGAAGCUCCGGACGCCGCUCAAUUACGUCCUGCUCAACUUGGCUGUGGCUGACCUCUUCAUGGUGGUGGGCGGCUUCACCACCACCCUGUACACCGCGCUGCACGGCUACUUUGCCCUGGGAAUCAUGGGCUGCAACAUUGAGGGCUUCUUCGCCACAUUGGGUGGUGAGAUUGCCCUGUGGUCGCUGGUGGCCCUGGCUAUCGAGCGAUAUAUAGUGGUCUGCAAGCCUGUGUCUACUUUCCGCUUCGGGGAGAAGCACGCGAUCCUGGGGGUGGCGCUGACCUGGAUCAUGGCCCUCACCUGUGCUGUGCCUCCACUGCUGGGCUGGUCCAGGUAUAUCCCAGAAGGUAUGCAGUGCUCCUGUGGAAUAGACUACUACACUCCCAAACCUGAGCUGAACAAUGUGUCUUUCGUCAUCUACAUGUUCGUCCUGCACUUCUCCAUCCCGCUGGUGGUCAUAUUCUUCUGCUACAGCCGCCUGCUCUGCACCGUCCGGGCGGCAGCAGCCCAGCAGCAGGAGUCAGAGACGACCCAACGUGCUGAGAAAGAAGUGACUCGCAUGGUAGUUGUCAUGAUAAUCUCAUUCCUUGUGUGCUGGGUGCCCUAUGCCAGUGUGGCCUGGUACAUCUUUGCUAAUCAAGGUGCAGACUUUGGGCCUGUGUUCAUGACCAUCCCAGCCUUCUUUGCAAAGACUGCUGCUCUCUAUAACCCUGUCAUCUACAUCCUACUCAACAGACAGUUCCGUAACUGUAUGAUCACCACUGUGUGCUGUGGGAAGAACCCUUUUGGGGAGGAGGAGACCACCACCGCAUCAUCCAAGACCCGGACCUCCACUGUGUCCACCAGCCAGGUGGCUCCUGCCUGACCCCCUCAUCCCCUAACCCCACCCUGUACCUAGAACAACUCUACUGGGGUUUGUAAGCUGUUCCCCUCUGGCCAAUCUACUUUGAUUACCUCUUUAAUGCCCAUGCUUCCAUGUUGUGGAUCAUUCAAAUGACGACAUAUAAAAAGAGUGUAUGUUCUAGUAAUGAAUAAAUACUUUGGUGAAUACGUUUGUUAAUUUGUGAAACAGUCCUUCGCAAAAUUUCUAAAAUGCACGCAUUCCUUUAAAUUGGUCUAAAGCUGAAAUGAUUAGUUAAUGGCAUGGCUUAAAAUUAAAGCAAAGCAAUCCUUAAAUGCAUUGGGUGAAACCUGCUGCUGAAUCUAGCCCGUUGUUGAAUACAACUAUUCAGAGAGAAUGUCUGAAUCAUAUGUGUAAUGUGCAUACAAAUAUGUUAUAUGCUCUGGAAUUAAAAAAGCUAGGUUAUGUUCUUAUUGUGAGGUGAGGUGGAAUCAAAGCAAUACAAAACAUGUGAAGAUGAACCAACCAUUCCUAUUUUAAGUUAUAUUUUUCCUACCACUUAUAGUCUGUCAGCAUGUCAGCAUUUAUCAACUAAGCUUUUCUGUCAGUAUGCAUGACACCUCAUCCAGGUAAUCCACAAUAUUCCUUAAAACAUUUUUGAAAAAUUCUCCAAAAAUAAAUCCUUUUUUCAGCUACUUUUUGCAUGACUAGUCCGGAAGGCAAUGCACGGUUCUCAAAAUAGAGUCCUAUAAGCAGUCAUAAUUUUGAUUCAAUAAAGUUGUCACACCAUAUUCUGGUAAUCCUGGACAAUAUUAAUACCUUUCCUGCGUGUAACACAGGUGGUAGUCCCUGAAGAUUUACAAACCAGAAAAAAAUAUGCAGCCUGAUCUACCAGCUUACCCACUGCUUUAACCAUGUACAUAAAUGGUAUCAAUAUGGAGAGUAAAUAUGAGAGUACAUUUGUUUUCAAAAAUGUCUUUAGAAUAUAAAGUAGCAGACAAAUCAUAUACGAUUUGCUUGGCACUGAUCAUCUUUGCAUGGCUCUUAUAUGGCUCCAAUGUCAUUAGCAGAGAAACCAGAUAUAUACUUUUGGUGAUGUACAGUAUAGUAUAAUGUUGGUGUGGUCUUCCUUCAUCAAAAAUAUUUAUAAAUAAUAAACGUGGUCUUUAAAAAAGGUCUUCAAAUAUAUUUGUAUAGAUUUUAAACCAUAUUUGUUGAAGAAAGAUGAUUUCUCAUCUGUCUGAACAGAAAAAACACACAGGAUUUUUGUAUUUUUGUUCACAUUUUGGAUGCAAGCCUAUCAUAGUCUUAUGUAUUUUCCUGUUUUAAAAUUAAAUUGUUUUCUAAUCAUAAAUGUUGUCAAACACAUUCUUUCAUUUAUUUAAUCAUGAUUGUUAAAUAACCAUUAUUUAUUAUUCAUAUGAAUGUAAACUGCACACUUUAAGGAUUCCUUAGAAAUCAUGAGUCUUGGUGGUGAGUUGAUCAAUUUCUAAAAUAUGUAAAAUAAAUUGAAAUCUAACAUAUCCUUUCUCAGGAGCAGUUGCAGAGAGUAUGAGGAGGGAAAAUUUUCUCUACGCGUCUAUACCAUUAUUUUCAGACAAAAAAAACAAACAGGGUAAUUAAAAUAUUUUCCCACCGGAAAGCUUGAUCCACAGUGGGGACAGGCAAUAAUAACACUGUGGGAUUCUAUCCACAUUUCCGCUGAUACCAUGACUAGAAAUUACAAUAACAUUGCUGAAAGUCUCCAGGUAAAUUUUUAAAAGCGUAUACAUUUGUGGCUAGGUGCUGUUGCUAGGCUGUUGUUACCAUACUGCGCACUGCCAGUUGUGCUGGUUUUGUUAUAUGGCUGCUGUGCUGUUAUAUUAAUGGGCUACUGUGCAAAUUGUUCUGGUUAUAUUGGGCCGCCGAGCCAAUUGCUCUAGU
Messenger RNA from Anguilla rostrata (American eel), 3034 nucleotides. RefSeq names its product rhodopsin-like. Gene Ontology annotation, cellular component: plasma membrane; photoreceptor outer segment. The transcript is spliced from 5 exons. The record is from RefSeq and is a predicted model, not a curated record. Lineage: Eukaryota; Metazoa; Chordata; Actinopteri; Anguilliformes; Anguillidae. Gene Ontology annotation, molecular function: G protein-coupled photoreceptor activity. The coding region runs from base 74 to 1135 and encodes 353 amino acids. Gene Ontology annotation, biological process: cellular response to light stimulus; G protein-coupled receptor signaling pathway; phototransduction.